UGGGGAUAUGUGGCAGCGGGGGUGUGGUCGAGCGUCCGUCCGGAGAGAAAGCAGUAAGGGCACUUACACCUGAGCUAGAUUAUGUCUAACACCUGUCUCUAAUUCCAGUGAGCAGGCAGAGAGGGUCUGGCACAAGGGAGCCUACAGUGCUCGAGGAAGCUUAUGUGUUUAUGUUUGUGAAGCUAAUGUGUUUACGUUCAUGAAGCUAAUGAGUUUGAGUGCCUAUGUGCCUCUGAGACUGUUGAGUUUGUGAAGCUGUAAAGCAUUGAAGUGGCCGAUUAAAAGCCUUUUCGGAGGUAUCUUGGGAUGCACAGCACAAGCAACCAUCUAUUUGGCUGAUCCCCAAUUUGUCGACAUAUGCAGUAUUAUGGGGCUCGUCUGGGAACAUGUGUAGUGUUCACUAUAACCACAGCCUUACGGCCAUGAGCGGCAGUGACAUCAUGGCCUAUUCUCUGAGCCUAGAACAGAAAACAGCAUUUGCAUUUGUGGGGAUGUUGCUGGUGUUUCUCGGGUUAUUGAUCGUCAGGUGUUUCAGGAUCUUGUUGGACCCUUACAGCAGCAUGCCCUCAUCCAGCUGGGGUGAUGGGCUGGAGGGGCUUGAGAAAGGGACGUUUGAAUACGCCCUGACCUGAGACCACGCUCCUUCCUGGAGAUCAUGCCCCAGUGGAAGCAACACCCUACAGAGUCCACACCCCCAGUCCAUGGCUUCACUCUAGAAUCCUCAAAACCAUAUAAACCUUCCAUAAGGACCUCUUUGCACCAUUAGAGGUCGCACACACAGGAUGCAUUCUUGUGUUUAAAAAUGGAAUGGAACAGAAUAAAGGGGCCUCAUGUUAAAAAAGCUCGACAAAGCUUGACACGUCUUAAAAACAUGAUGUCAUAGCAUGCAAAAACAGAAAGCUGCAAAGCAAUGGCCAAAGAUGUCUGUCUGAUGUAUGUGUACAUGGACCAACAUUUACAAAAUUGCACAGACAAAGUGCAAGAAAGCAUCCUGUGUGAACGGCCCCUAGGGGUGUGAGAAUUCAUCAAAACAACACACUGUAAACAUGGCCUGCUCUUAUGGCAUCAUACAUUGCUAUGGUGCACGAUUGCCUGUUUGGAGUAUGACGUCAUGCAAUUUAGCCAAUGGGCAUCUCAGGGAAGAAGAGAACAAUUUGAACUAACAGAAAACAGGAUGCCACCCUUGUGUGGAAAUGACAUCAGGAUGUAAACAGGGUAAUUUCACCCGUUCAUUUGUGCAGUCUGUCUGUGUUUAGAUUUUCUAGCUUUACAGGUUCAGUGCAGCUUAAGGCCUGAAACAUACUCUAUGCCAGUACAAGUAUUAGACUGCAAUUCAUAACACAACGCAAGUAUGCUUUGCAUUCUUAAUGUUGUCACCAGGUGCGUAAUAGCGGGCACUAGCGUAAAGGGUCCUCUUCUGCUGUCACUUUUCUCUUUCAGGUCAUCUACUGUCAUGGUGGAGCAAAAGUUUGAAGAGAAUCUUGUUGAGCAAUUUAUAGCUAGCUAUCUGAAUAAUAAUGGAACAGACAUUUGAAAGUAAUCUAUCGCCCCCUGGAGUAUGGAGGUUUCUUAUCGCCAGAGCGAUACACAGAUGCACGUUAAAGGAAUGUUCAGGGUUUAAUACAAGUUAAUCUCAGUUGACAGAAUUUGCAGAAUAAUGUUGAUUUCCACAUAAAAUAUCUUUGACUUGUCCCUUGUUUAUUUAAAAAAAAAAAAAAAAAGGCACUUUCAGUGGAAGUGAAUGGUAACAUUAGACAACUUUUAUUUGAACAUUUAUGGACUGGCUCUAUUCACUACCAUUGAAAGCACCUUACUGUAACCGCAAUAUUUGCUUUAAAAAAUUCAAACGAGGGCCGAAUUGAACAGAUUUUCUGUGAUAAUCAACAUUAUGCCACAAAUGCACUCAUUUGAGCUUAACUUGUACUGAACCCGGAACAUUCCUUGACAUAUGUACAACGAGACAGGUCGCUUUCAAAAAGUUGGUCAAGAAUUUGUGUCUGCAUAGUUGCAUAAAAUAUGUUUCUGGACUAUCUCUCCAGUUUACAGUGAUUGAGGCACUAAAACUACAAUAUCGUGGUGGUAUGUGUUUCUGAGAAAUAUGGAGCAGUGACGUCUCAAUGCAGUGCAAACAUCUCUGUAGACACAUGUCUGUUUUUCUGUACAUGUGCUGAAUUAUGUUUCAUGCAAAUACUUACAAUCAGUUUAUCUUCACUAACUGCCUAUUAGAAUAUCUGUACACAGAUAGAAAAACCAUAGAAACUUUACAGGACGAUGAAGAUUCCUGAAUGCCGUGUUUGAAAUUGUGAAACAUCUUUCCACUUCCAUGCAGUUUCUCCUGUUGGUUUGUGUGACUGAGGAAGGGUGUGUCACCAUGACAACAGCAGGAAAAUGUGAGCUUGAUACUAGCGAUAAACCAAUGAAAGCAUAGCUCAUCUCUAGUAUUCUGGUGCAGUGAAUUUGCCUUACUGUAACUCAACUGGAUUUCUGUGCCUUCAUUUAGCAACACUAUCAAAUAUUCUGCAGUGUUUGUGUGUGUGUGUGUGUGUGUGUGUGUGUGUGUGUGUGUGUGUGUGUGUGUGUGUGUGUGUGUGUGGUGGGUUAAUAUAAGGAUGAAGAAGACCGAUGCUGAAAAGUGCAGAAUGAUCCUCACAUUGAUGAUCCGUGUUCACCUGCUGGAAUAAAACAAUUCUGGACCU
Molecule: messenger RNA, 2696 nt
Organism: Myxocyprinus asiaticus (Chinese sucker)
Lineage: Eukaryota; Metazoa; Chordata; Actinopteri; Cypriniformes; Catostomidae
Gene: ctxn2
Product: cortexin 2
Exons: 2
Coding region: 387-632 (81 amino acids)
Source: RefSeq, a predicted model, not a curated record